Molecule: messenger RNA, 882 nt
Organism: Penicillium nucicola
Lineage: Eukaryota; Fungi; Ascomycota; Eurotiomycetes; Eurotiales; Aspergillaceae
Exons: 2
Coding region: 1-882 (293 amino acids)
Source: RefSeq, a predicted model, not a curated record
AUGACCUCCGCCACGACGAUCUUGCGCCUCUUCGCGCUAUCUGCUGCGUUGGGCCAGGCGACUGCUACCUUCAGCCUCGAUACGUCUGGUCCUAGUUGGGACUACACAACCAAGGACUUGGCGGACACGACUUCACAGGCUUGCAAGGACGCCUACAGCGCUGACAUCGACUGUGAUGAUACCCUCCUCAAGAUUGUGGCGUCUAUGGAUCCCGAUUUCGACCCGCAAUCGUCGGACUUGCAAGCUAUGUGCACAUCGACAUGCAAAGAUUCAUUAUCUCAAUAUCUGAAGAACGUCAAUACUGCAUGCAGCAAGGAUGGCGAUCGAGCCGGACUUGCUAGCGGGAAUAAAUAUAUCUAUGAGGCUGCCGUAGCCACCGCGGGCGAGGUUUUCCAGUACAAAUACGGCCAAGCUUGUGCCACGAGCGGCUCUGAUUACUGCUACUUGACCUAUCCCAGCAGCGAGGAUUGGGCCAGAACCGACUUCCCAUGUAGCGACGAGUGUGCCGUCAAGUUUUUCCAGAAUGCGCACGAGCAGCCUGGCUCGGGAUACUUUUUCUCCUAUUUUGCUCUGGGUAAUCAGUCAUCGUACUGGGAGGAGACCUUUGCUGGUGGCUGGGAAACUGUGGUCCAAUGCGGUGAUGGUGGAAGCAAUGUGAGCUCUGUUGGCACAAGUUCGACAAGCUCGACAAAGACCGAUAUCGUUGAGGUUUCAAUGUCAACCAGUCCAAUUAGUACCAAAGCGGCUGCCUCUACGACAUCAUCAUCAUCAUCAACUACUGCGAUGACAAAUGCUUCACUGGUCCGGUCUGCCUCCGAGGCUACUUCAGCUACGGCCACCAGUGGCGCUUCGAGGCUCAGAGCUUCUUUUUUGUUCUAUUAA